GCGGGGUGAUGGCGGCGCAGGACGUGCUGGGCCAGACCGCCCGGCUGGCCUCGUCCAGCGCCCUGCUGCAGGUGCUGUUCCGGGUGCUCACCUUCGGGCUGAACGCCUUCACCCUCCGCUACCUGUCCCGGGAGCUCAUCGGCGUGGUCAAUGUCAGGCUGACUCUGCUGUACUCCACAGUUGUCUUCCUUGCCAGGGAGGCGUUUCGCAGAGCUUGUUUGAGUGGGAGUGCCAAGAGAAACUGGACCAAAACAAUUAAUCUCUUGUGGCUGACAGUGCCUCUUGGUGUCUUUUGGUCUCUUAUCUUGGGCUUAGUCUGGCUACACUUGCUUGAAGUACCCGACCCUUCUGUGGUUCCUCACUAUCAGGCUGGUGUAGUGGCAUUUGGUCUUUCUGCCAUUAUUGAACUCCUGGGAGAGCCACUCUGGGUUUUAGCACAAGCUCAUUUGUUUGUGAGACUCAAGGUAAUUGCUGAAAGCCUUUCAGUAGUGUCAAAAUGCAUUUUGACAGUUACUUUAGUAAUCCUUUAUCCUCAAUGGGGCCUUUACAUUUUUUCCUUGGCUCAGCUUUUAUAUGUCAGUGUUCUGGUAAUGUGCUAUGGAAUUUAUUUUGUGAUGUUUCUGGGAUCUCCUGAAGCCACAAAGAAGUCAUUUCCAGUUUCUAGAGUGAAAGCUCUAUUACCUAGCUUUGUGGAGGAUGAGACCUUUGUGAACUGGAAGGAAGCACGCCUGACUUGGAGUUUCUUCAAACAAUCCUUCUUGAAACAGAUUUUGACUGAGGGUGAAAGAUAUGUGAUGACUUUUUUGAACGUGUUAAAUUUUGGAGAUCAGGGUGUCUAUGAUAUUGUGAAUAACCUUGGUUCACUGGUGGCCAGGUUUAUCUUUUUGCCAAUUGAGGAAAGCUUUUAUGUAUUUUUUGCUAAAGUGUUGGAAAGAGGGAAGACUGUAAAGGAUCAGAAGCAGGAUGAUGUUGCUAUGGCUGCAAAUGUAUUGGAAUUGCUGCUGAAACUUGUGCUCCUGAUUGGCCUCACCAUCACUGUUUUUGGCUAUGCCUAUUCUCAGCUGGCUCUGGAUAUUUAUGGGGGCUCAAUGCUCAGUUCUGGAACAGGUCCAGAUCUCCUGCGGUGUUACUCGUUGUAUGUCCUGUUUCUUGCUGUCAAUGGGGUAACAGAAUGUUUUACAUUUGCCUUAAUGUGCAAAGAGGAAGUGGACAGGUACAAUUUUGUUAUGCUGGCCUUGUCUUUCAUAUUUCUGUGCAUCUCUUAUUUCCUGACCCACUGGUAUGGCAGUGUGGGCUUUAUCCUUGCCAACUGCUUCAACAUGGGCAUCAGAAUAGCUCACAGCACCCACUACAUCCAUCACUACUUCAGAGAGAGCAGCCACAGACCCCUCUCAGGCCUGCUGCCCUCCCCAGCUCUGCUGCUGGUUUACACCCUCAGUGCUGGGGUCACUGCUUUCUCAGAGGUGUGGUUCUGCUGUGACAAGGGCUGGAUGGCCAGGCUGAUCCACAUCAGCACGGGUGCCCUGUGCCUUGCGGGCACCCUGGUGACGAUGUUCUGCACAGAGACCAAGCUCAUCCACUUUGUCAGGAGCCAGUUCCUCUCCCGCUAUCUGAAGAAAGGAACAUGACCUGCUCCUGUGCAGAGCAGUUCUUGUAUGUGCUUGCAGUAAAGGGCUGUGUUUUUUUCCAUGAGAUCUGUAUGGAAAAAAGGUUUCCACAUGUAUUUGGAAGCAUUGAUAAGGGAGUGGCAAUGUUGACAACUGCCACUGCAUGGAUAUUAUUUUGUCUUCUGAACUGGUCAGUACAGCAAAAGAGAGGUGAAUAAUUUUCUCUUUGUGGAUCAUUCUUGUCUAAGCUUUUCUUCAAGCAGCUUCUGAAGACCUCAGCUGACCCCCUGACACAACCUGGUUGACAGACUCUGUGUAGAGGGCUCCCCUUCCUGC
This is a messenger RNA of Melospiza georgiana, 1943 nucleotides long. It is a transcript of the gene RFT1, whose product is annotated as RFT1 homolog. Gene Ontology annotation, biological process: dolichol-linked oligosaccharide biosynthetic process; glycolipid translocation. The record is from RefSeq and is a predicted model, not a curated record. Gene Ontology annotation, cellular component: endoplasmic reticulum membrane. The coding region runs from base 9 to 1628 and encodes 539 amino acids. The transcript is spliced from 13 exons. NCBI's taxonomy places the organism in Eukaryota, Metazoa, Chordata, Aves, Passeriformes, Passerellidae.